AGAGAUUCCAAAAAUAAUGGCGAUGAGUAUCCGUAUUUGACCUGAAAUAUGGAGUGACUUUUGAUGAACGCUUACAAACCGUCGAAUGACACCUCUCAAGAGCUGAGGGGGAAGAGACCAUUUAAGAUCUGGGAUAGCUGGAGAAAUGUGCGAAAAUCAUUAGUUGUUAAAGACCUUAAGGAUUUAGAACAAAGAGGUAAUGUUGAAGUUAAUAACGUCAUGAAAUGGACUUUUCUUAUGGAUCAUAAACAGCCCACCAAUCAUAAACAGAUUCCGGCAAACGAGCCGGUGAGAUUAGUGCUUGAAAGUGAUGGUACACAAGUAGAAGACGGGGAAUACUUCAAGACUCUCGCCAACCACACAGUGAUCCUCCUGCUUCGGCCGGGAGAGUGGUGGUACCCUACAGGAGUUGACGUCAUACGUACAGGAAAAGAGAAGCUUCAGAUUCCGGCAAACGAGCCGGUGAGAUUAGUGCUUGAAAGUGAUGGUACACAAGUAGAAGACGGGGAAUACUUCAAGACUCUCGCCAACCACACAGUGAUCCUCCUGCUUCGGCCGGGAGAGCGGUGGUACCCUACAGGAGUUGACGUCAUACGUACAGCUAUCUCGGCGAUCCCCAAGAUCGUGUGCGAGACGAUACAUGCACUAGACCUUCAGAAUGAAACACCUUCGUGGAAAAUUAUGGACAACAAGGGACGAGUUACUGUGGUGUUGCACUGGGACCAGCAGAGGAAAGAGGCAUCCCCACAGCCGCCAAAGAAACAGCCAUCACUGGUCAUCCAAACCAGCGUAGAUAGUACGACAGGGAAAAAGGAGACUGUCAUUAAUGACGUAUACCAACCUGGUAGGUACUCAACCUCACCACAAAUCACCGUCAUCAACCAUGACGAGGUAUACCCACCAAAGCUCACAAGGCAGGGUGGCUCCUUCGAGAGCACCCACAUCCACACACAGGAAUGCUCCAAUCAUACACACCACCCUCAGAGGAGCGGAUCUCCGGGCAACAACACAGAGUGCGACUUCCACUGCUGCUCGUUACACGAAGAGGGAAGGAAGAUCGCCGUCCACAAGUCGGUUGCAACGUCACCGAUACAGGACUCUCUAUCCACCUCGCCUCAACACCCAGGAUCAUCAAUCAGAGGGGUCCGUUCGGGUGCAAAGGGACAUGUUAGGUUCCUCGACAUCGAGGGAGCCCACCACCAAGAUCAUGAUAGUUCGGAAUCAGAAACCGAGACCGCAGCAGAGGAGGCGGCAACAUCCGAGAAGUUCCUCCUCCUCAUCGAUCAGCUGUCAGUCGACCAAAAGAGACACCUUACGAUCAAGGAUAUCGGCAUCAUCCUCGAAAGGCUGUCAUCGAAAAUCCUCGACGUGGAAAGACUGGACAGAGAGUCAGAAAGUGAGGACUGUUAUAACUGGACGAUCAAAGCAACUAUCAGAGGAGAUGUACUCCGCGAACUGGGGGUCAUAUACAACGGAAAUUACUAUGCCAUAUCGGAGCACCCCGGUUACAAGGAGGAGGAGCAGAGAGAAGACGGUGAAGAAGAAGAAGAAGAAGACGAUAGAAUAUAGACAAUCAGGACAUAGCCACUGCCAAAGAAGCGAAUAGCCUCAAAAAUAACUUGACUUUAGUGAAUUAUGCGUGAGGAGGUGGUGCCCGGCCUAGCAGAAACCCGAUUGAAGCUCGGGCCCGAGUCCUUAGCACAAACUUAUUCGUAGGAUUUAGAUGUUUAAUUUGAACGAACAAAAACAUAUUUUACAGUCUUGUUGAGCUCAAAAUAUAUGGACGACUUUUGUGCCCCAGUCGGAAUUCUACCAAGAGUUUUCCUUUUGGACAUAUAGUGUUACAUUUUCAUUGGAUUAGUGAAAAAUAAAUAAAACGGGUAUUUUAAGACUAUUAUUAAUUGUAAGGAAUUAAAUUGUUUUUGCAGUCGGAUGGGAAGGGUGGCCGGUCCCCGCCCGAAAUGGACAAGGUUGUGAAGUUUGGUAUUUAAUUGUUCUGUUUUUGGGCUUGGGCUAGAAUUGUUUUAUUAUCGAGCGCCGGAUCGCUCAGCCAGCCCAAGCCGUUGUAACAAUUUUGCAUUGUGCUCACACAUUUUUAAUAAAUGGAAAAAAAUGUGGUUUUUAAACAAUCAUAGAAUUUAAUAUCUUGUCCCUUUAAAAUGGAUGAGGUACUUUAAAAAAACUAAAAACUAAAAAAAAAAUUAAAAAAAGACAAAUAUUCUAAAGAUGAAUAUUCUAAUAUUUUUUCUUAUAAAUAAAAUCAAUUUAUUAAUAAAAAAUUAUUUGUAAAAGUUCCAGAGGGACUUUUGGAAUUUCUUAUAGUGAAUAUUUCUUUACCGAAAGGUUUAACUAGAUUUAAAGUUUUUUAAAAGAAAUGACAUUUUUGCCCAUUUUUUUCAGUAUUGAUGGUAAUACUGUUUGUGAUUGUUGAAGGUAUAGGCUUGUGGGGAAAUCCGGAUUAUCAAUAGUAAAGAGAUUUAUGCCAAACACUGUGCCAAAAUAAAAUAAAAAAUGGGAUAUUUAUAGAAAACAGGCUUGAUCAUAAAUUCUGAUGAAUAUUAUAAGUUAUUAGUAAUGGAGUAUUAGUAUGGGAAUUCUAGAAAUGUGUGUAGUAGACUGAAAUGUCGAAAACACAGAUUAUGCAUGAUUUAUUUUGUCUUAAUUUUCCUCAUUUUAUUAAUUACUUGAUAGAAGUAAACUUUCAGUUCUUUGCUUAAAAUUAUUUCAAUUUUGGGGUAAAGGUUGUGUUAAACAAAAUAAUUUAAAAUAAACAACUCAAUGAAUAUAAUAUAUUUUUAAUUUUUGGUAUUGAUUUGAUAAAUACGUAUAUUGAAUAAAUAAUAUAAAGUAAUAGUCUUUCAAGAACUUUAUUGUUAUAUUGUUAUUGAAGUAGAUUAAUUUUGGCUUCCUAUAUAGGUAAUAAAUUAAGAAUAUUUGUUAACUGCUCGUUUUUCUAAAUAUUUAAUGGACUUAAUAAAUGCCGUUAGAGGAUGUUGGUUUUUGGAUCACUUGACAAGCAAUCUUCUGAGGAGUUGGUCGUGGCGUUCACCUUAUUUAUCCGAAGUCGCUGCUCAGACCACUCCUUUUGUUUUUAAGUGUAAAACAUUUUUUAUAUUAUUAUAUGAUAAAAGAAUAUAGUAUUUAUUAUUCAUAGUUAAUGAGGUCAAGAUAAAAUUUUGUUAUCAAGAGCAGGUUGAAAAGAGUUAAAAAUUUAAAAAAGGAAUAACUGGUGUUUUGUGUGACAAUUAUAUAUUGCAAAUAUUGUCACAAAUCUAUUGUCAUUUACGAAUUAGAUGAGGUUUUUUUAAUAAAGAAAGAAAUACGUUUAAAAUGGUACACUGUGUUUGUAUUAUUAACAGUGUAUUUGUCAGAUAUGCUAUUACCCACUGCCAUCUAAGAACUAUUUUAAAAUUGUAUUUGCAGGGGACACAUUUAUGUAUAUUUAUUAGGCAAUCUCUACAAAAGAUUAUUAAUCAGCAUAACAAUGUCAUUCGAAUUUGUUUUCUGUUUUUGACAUUUUUGUAAUAUGAGAAAACCAGAACAACAACAGUGUAAUAAAUCACAAACAUUUAAGAGAUUUAUUAAUGUUAUUCAUAAAAUCCACAAUAAAAACUAAUUUUAAUAAAUUUUUCUCACAUUAAAUAUCAAUAUGUUGGAGUUUAUUUGGGAUUGACCAGGUAGAGUCCAACAAAAUUUGUACAGGAGUCCUGAUGGAACCCUAACAGAAUGUAUUGUCGUUCAUACAACAAAAUUAUAUUUCAUUUUGAAAUUAAUGGUAAUUUUUUUCUAACCUAUUUUAACCUUGUUUAUGUUAGACUUAAAACUAUUGUAUCAAUCAUGUAAGAUAACUGUGACUGCCAUUGAUGUAUUGCCUUAUAAUAUUGACAAAAAAUCC
Nezara viridula (southern green stink bug) is the source of this 3895-nucleotide messenger RNA. The record is from the annotation of a GenBank genome assembly. NCBI's taxonomy places the organism in Eukaryota, Metazoa, Arthropoda, Insecta, Hemiptera, Pentatomidae.